Messenger RNA from Vidua macroura (Pin-tailed whydah), 1174 nucleotides. RefSeq names its product thymidine kinase 2 (gene TK2). The transcript has 10 exons. Gene Ontology annotation, biological process: nucleobase-containing compound metabolic process. Gene Ontology annotation, molecular function: ATP binding; deoxynucleoside kinase activity. NCBI's taxonomy places the organism in Eukaryota, Metazoa, Chordata, Aves, Passeriformes, Viduidae. Bases 71 to 823 code for a protein of 250 amino acids. Gene Ontology annotation, cellular component: mitochondrion; cytoplasm. The record is from RefSeq and is a predicted model, not a curated record.
GGAACCGCGGGCUGGGCUGGGCCGGGCGGCCGCCCCUGGGCCCGGCUUUGGCUUCCUGCGGGCCCUCGGGAUGCGCUGGAGCGGCUUCGGGGGAGCCGGAGCGGGGUCAGACCCGGGCGCGGCUCCGGGGGAGCAGGAGAGAGAUAAGCAUCUGAUAAAAAAAGAUGCUAGAAAGAGAAUUAUCUGUAUUGAGGGCAACAUUGCCAGUGGAAAAACAACAUGCCUGGAUUAUUUUGCACAAACUACCAGCAUUGAGGUUUUGAAGGAACCCUUGACCAAGUGGAGAAAUGUUCGAGGUCAUAAUAUCCUGGGCUUAAUGUACCAGGAUGCAUCCAGGUGGGGGAUAACUCUGCAGACCUAUGUCCAGCUGACCAUGCUGGAGCAGCACACUAGGCCCAUGAUUUCCCCCAUAAGGAUGAUGGAGCGGUCGAUUCACAGUGCAAAACACGUUUUUGUGGAAAACCUCUAUCGCAGUGGAAAAAUGCCAGAGGUGGAUUAUGCUGUCCUAAGUGAAUGGUUUGACUGGAUCCAGAACAACACUGAUGUUUCAGUUGAUUUGAUAGUUUAUUUGCAGACAUCUCCUAAAGUUUGUUAUGAGAGGCUAAAGACACGAUGCAGGGAAGAGGAAAAAGUCAUUCCUUUGGAAUAUUUAGAAGCUAUUCAUGAGCUCUACGAAGAGUGGCUUAUUAAACGUGCACUGUUUGAAGUUUCCUGCCCAGUACUUGUUAUUGGAGCUGACCAUGACAUGCAGAAAAUGGUAGAGAAGUAUGAAGAAAACCGGGACCAAAUACUGAACCCAGCUAACAGACAACGCUGUUUAUAGAAGCCUGUGACUGUUGUAUCAGAAAUCAUCUACUGAAGUCUGAGUUAGUAUUUUAAAUAUUUAAAUAUAAUGGGUAUUGUUUUUGUACUAUGCUUUGUAGAACACUGUGGAAAUGAUCAGAUACCAAUCAGGAACAGAAUGUGAACCAAUUCCCUUUGUGUUUUUAGGUUUUCCAUCAGCUUUACUGUGUCAGUUGUGUUCAACUAAAAUAUGGCUGUUUACUAAAAUAUGGCUAUUUACCUCAUUUCCCACUUCAUUGCUGCUUCCUAGAAGUGACUUUACUUUCUUCUUUUUUUUUUCCCCAAAGACAACCCUGUUUUUGUAAUUUGAAAUAAAUGGUUUAUUACAACA